Molecule: messenger RNA, 1083 nt
Organism: Xenopus tropicalis (tropical clawed frog)
Lineage: Eukaryota; Metazoa; Chordata; Amphibia; Anura; Pipidae
Gene: or15i1
Product: olfactory receptor family 15 subfamily I member 1
Exons: 1
Coding region: 1-1083 (360 amino acids)
Biological process (GO): detection of chemical stimulus involved in sensory perception of smell; signal transduction; G protein-coupled receptor signaling pathway
Cellular component (GO): plasma membrane; membrane
Molecular function (GO): G protein-coupled receptor activity; olfactory receptor activity
Source: RefSeq, a predicted model, not a curated record
AUGGAAUUAAAGGAGAUUUUCAAUAAAAAUUACUCUUUUAUCCUUGUGGGGUUCUCAGACCUUCCUGAACUGCAUUACCCUCUGCUUGUGAGCUUCUAUCUUGUUUAUGUUCUAACUCUAAUAGGAAACACGGUUAUUGUAGCUGUUGUGUUAAUGAAUAACCCCCUGCACAGCCCCAUGUAUUACUUCCUGUGCAACCUGGCGUUUCUGGAUAUCUGCUACACCACAACCACCCUUCCCAAGCUCAUCCAGCUGCACUCGGAGCAAGAUGGAACCAUUUGUUUUGCUUCCUGCCUGUUGCAGCAGUACUUUUACAUCUCGUUUGCUGUUUCUGAAUAUUUCCUUCUGGCUGCUAUGGCUUAUGACAGAUACGUAGCCAUCUGCAAACCUCUGCACUACUCGGUGCUCAUGAGUCGGAAGGUUUGUGUCCUACUGGCCAAAGGUUGUUGGGUGAUAGGGUUUGUAAGUUCUUCGGUGCCCAUAUCCUUCUCCUCUGGCUUUCAGUUUUGUCGUUCAAAAAUGAUCAACCAUUUCUUCUGUGACCUGACGGCACUGCUGAAACUAGCCUGCAAUAAGAUCUCGGAUAUUCAAGUAGUGAUCUUCACAGAGAGCAUUACAUUGGCCCUUCUGCCAUUUUUGUUCACCUUGGCUUCAUAUGCAACUAUUGUGCAUACCAUACUGGGCAUCCAUUCUGAGACUGGGAGAAGCAAAGCCUUUUCUACAUGUGCAUCGCACCUUACAGUAGUCGGUCUGUUCUAUGGGACCAUGAUUGGGGUCUACAUGCGCCCCAGCUCCAUGUAUUUCCCAGCCCAUGACAAGCUUUUUGCAUUACUCUACACAGCUGUCAUUCCAAUGCUAAACCCUAUCAUCUACACCUUAAGGAACACUGAGGUGACAGAUGUCCUUAGGAAAACAGUAACCGUAUAUUUACUAAGGUGGCACAUUGGACUGAGAGAACAUAUUAGUGAAUUUGCCAUUGUCUUUUGCCACUUCUUAUCAAAAGCUUUGAGAAAAAAUUUAGCAUCGUUACAAAAUGCCUGCUGUAGGCCAAAGAAAGAUCCAAAGGGAUUCAAUGUGCAAUAA